Hyla sarda is the source of this 1911-nucleotide messenger RNA. It is a transcript of the gene COX15, whose product is annotated as cytochrome c oxidase assembly protein COX15 homolog. Bases 408 to 1640 code for a protein of 410 amino acids. Lineage: Eukaryota; Metazoa; Chordata; Amphibia; Anura; Hylidae. Gene Ontology annotation, molecular function: oxidoreductase activity, acting on NAD(P)H, heme protein as acceptor. Gene Ontology annotation, cellular component: mitochondrial inner membrane. The transcript is spliced from 10 exons. Gene Ontology annotation, biological process: heme A biosynthetic process. The record is from RefSeq and is a predicted model, not a curated record.
GCGACAUCUUGGUUUAGGGCACGGCGUGAUUGUGUUUACUGUGCUAUAGUAAAGAAUGAUUAUAAUGAGUAUAUGAAAGCGUAAACGUAUCCGUCUUCUCCCAACUUUACUUAUAAAACGCUAAAGGAGAAGCGCUUGUGACGUGCGCUGGACACGCCUUCUUGACGUGAACGUAGUACGUGGUGACGUCACAUUCAACAUGGCUGCGCCCGUGAGUGACAUUUUGGUCCUUACCGGCUAGCAUCCAUGUUUACGUAAGUGUCCGACUUUUUUGGUGUCUCUGCUGAGGAGAUCUGUGAUAUUUCGUGAGUUUUGGCUUUCUGAAGCCUUUAUUGUACAUCAGGUGAAUUUGAAGGACUGUGGGUAAUCUGUAUAGGCGGACCUGGUGUCGUCCAAGGGAACCAAAAAUGCUUCUUUUGAGUCUUCGCUCCAGCCUGACGCAAUGUAGAGUGCACGCUGUGCGCUUCAUUCACUCAGCAGGAGGCAAGUCCUCCAACGCUCAGUGUAAGCACGCAGUCCAGAAAAGAUGGAAGAGCAGCAUGGUGUCAGAGGUGGCCGCUCCGUCAAGAGCUGCGGUUGGGUCUGUACCAAACUCUGCUGCUGAACGUGUCAUGGGAAAAUGGCUUCUGGCGUGCAGCGGUAUGGUAGCUGGGGCCGUGAUCCUUGGGGGAGUAACAAGGUUAACAGAGUCCGGACUUUCAAUGGUCGAUUGGCACCUGGUAAAAGAAAUGAAACCACCGAGUUCACGGGAGGAAUGGGAGGCAGAGUUCCACAAAUACCAACAGUUCCCGGAGUUCAAAAUUCUGAAUCACGACAUGACCCUAAAUGAGUUCAAGUUUAUUUGGUACAUGGAGUAUUCCCAUCGUAUGUGGGGGCGAGCAGUGGGCCUGGCCUACAUUUUACCCGCCGUCUACUUCUGGAACAAGGGAUGGUUUAACCGGGGAAUGAAAGGACGUGUGCUGGGCCUCUGCGGGUUUGUUUGCUUUCAGGGUCUGCUGGGCUGGUACAUGGUGAAGAGCGGAUUAGAAGAGAAGCCGGAUUCCUAUGAUGUGCCCCGUGUCAGUCAGUACCGCCUGGCUGCACAUUUAGGUUCUGCCCUCGUCCUCUAUUGCGCAAGUCUUUGGACAGGAUUAUCUCUUCUUCUCCCUAAACAUAAGUUAGUUGAAACAAGUCAGCUGCUGAAGCUCAGGAAGUUCACACACUGGACGGCAGGUCUCGUCUUCCUUACAGCGCUCUCAGGAGCCUUUGUGGCAGGACUAGAUGCCGGUCUCGUCUACAAUUCUUUCCCUAAGAUGGGGGAUCGCUGGAUCCCAGAUGAUCUUCUUGCGUUCUCUCCAACCUUGAAAAACGUCUUUGAAAAUCCAACCACAGUUCAGUUUGAUCACCGCAUCCUUGCAAUCAGCUCUGUAGCAGCCAUCACCGGCUUAUAUUACUAUUCCCGGAAGAUUCCUCUGCCCCGAAGAGCGAGGCUCGCUGUGAACUCUCUCAUGGCUGUGGCUUAUUUACAGGUUACAUUGGGCAUCAGUACUCUGCUCUUGUACGUCCCAACACCUCUAGCUGCCACCCACCAGUCCGGCUCCCUCGCUCUCCUCAGUAUGGCUAUCUGGCUCAUGAAUGAACUGCGACGUCUUCCCAAAUAAGGGACCAAUUUGAUAUCCAGAUUUGGGAUCGUUAAACAUUUUUAAUACUUCUCCUUCAUUGACUGUAAUAUCAACAUAUAUAUAAUUUACAUAGUCCAAAAACGAAAAAACUAUUUCUAUGUACAUAUGUUUUACCUUUUUGUUUCCUAAUAUAUUAUUUGUAUGGAACUUUUUUUCUUCUAUAAAUCCAUGGAUUUUCUUGUUUGGAAAACUCUUUGCUAACGUAAGAGAUUCAGUAAAGCACUUAUCUUAUUUAUGUGAUCAGUUGUGA